Messenger RNA from Labeo rohita (rohu), 4666 nucleotides. Its product is annotated as cAMP-dependent protein kinase type II-beta regulatory subunit. The transcript has 11 exons. Bases 328 to 1539 code for a protein of 403 amino acids. Gene Ontology annotation, molecular function: cAMP-dependent protein kinase regulator activity. NCBI's taxonomy places the organism in Eukaryota, Metazoa, Chordata, Actinopteri, Cypriniformes, Cyprinidae. Gene Ontology annotation, cellular component: cAMP-dependent protein kinase complex. Gene Ontology annotation, biological process: regulation of protein phosphorylation. The record is from RefSeq and is a predicted model, not a curated record.
GCGUCGCGUCCGCGUCCCUCCUGCGCAAAUCCCGGGUUGCUGGUUGCCAUGGUUUCCCGCAUCACAUGCGCGGCUUUCCUGUAUCCAGCAGCGCAAAAAAAGAGAAAGAUGCCAGCUCUUGAAUUCCCUGCCAUUUUUACGCCCGCAAAUUAGAGGACACGGUCGGACACGAGAAGAAACAGACGCAGAUGGUGGAAUAGUGAGAAAUCCGUCGCGUUCCCUCUGACGCGUUUGCGGGUCAUUCUUCUCAGCUGACGCGGCGAAACGGGACCGACUGUUGUACGCGCAAGAUCGGGCCGAAUUUUGCGCACAUUUCACCGUCAGGAAAUGAGUAUAGAAAUCCCCGAGGGCUUGACGGAGCUUCUGCAGAGCUUUACCGUGGAGGUCCUGAGGAACCAGCCGGGGGAUCUGCUGGAGUUCGCCCUGCAGUACUUCACGCGUCUCAAGGAGAACGAGACCCGCGGCGGCGCGUUCGGCAAUGAGCACAAUUCGGCUGCGAGAGCGGGGAAAGCCGUCAACUUCAUCGAGGAGGCCAUGCAGAUCGACUCCGAAAACGGAGAGGAAGAGGAUGACGAUGAAGAAUUCGUAGCUCCAGUUAUCAACAGAUUCGUCCGGAGAGCUUCUGUUUGUGCGGAGGCGUACAACCCUGAUGAGGAUGAAGAGGAGAGAGAACCCAGGGUCACUCACCCCAAAACAGACGAGCAGAGACAGAGACUACAGGAAGCCUGCAAAGACAUCCUACUGUUCAAAAACCUGGACCAGGAGCAGAUGUCGCAAGUCUUGGAUGCCAUGUUUGAGAAGGUAGUGGUGACCGGAGAGCACAUCAUCGAUCAAGACGACGAUGGCGACAACUUCUACGUCAUUGAGAGGGGAACGUUUGACAUUAUGUUGAAAGCGGACGGCACCACGCGGACCGUGGGCUCUUAUGACAACCGUGGGAGUUUUGGAGAGCUGGCCCUCAUGUACAACACGCCGAGGGCCGCCACCAUCAUCGCUACCUCACCUGGAGCCCUGUGGUGCCUCGACCGGUUGACAUUCAGAAGGAUCAUCGUAAAGAACAACGCAAAGAAAAGAAAAAUGUACGAGGCUUUCAUCGGGACUCUUCCGCUACUCACGUCACUGGAGGUUUCAGAGAGAAUGAAGGUUGUUGAUGUCUUGUCGACCAAAGUGUACAACAGUGGGGAACAGAUCAUUGCUCAGGGUGAUUUAGCAGAUUGUUUCUACAUCGUAGAGUCAGGACACGUUAGGAUCACUAUGAAGAGGAGCAAGUCAAAAAACGAUACUGAAGACGAGGAGGUGGAAAUCGCCACGUGCUCCAGAGGCCAGUAUUUCGGAGAGUUGGCGCUCGUCACUAACAAGCCACGGGCGGCUUCUGCAUAUGCCAUGGACAACGUCAAAUGCUUAGUAAUGGACGUGCAGGCGUUUGAGAGGUUAUUAGGCCCCUGCAUGGACAUCAUGAAACGAAACAUAGCGAAUUACGAGGAGCAGCUGAUCACGCUCUUCGGGAGUCACAUCGCAAUAGAGGAGCCGAAUGCAUGAAAUCAGUUAAUCAAUAAACAUCGCAAACGUAAAAUGCAACAUGAAAUGAUGAGAACAUGGUAAGUAGAGGCCCGUCAUCAUGGUCGAGAAAUCGUGUUAACAUAGGUCAUAAGCUUGAAGUCAUUGUUUUGCAUUCACAGAUGUGAAACUCCGGUGUGCGUGUCAAUGAUCAUGGUUGUUUUUUAGAUGUGAAAAGCCAAACGUGAGCAUUUUCCUUCAGGGUACUCGAGGCUUAUGGGAGUUUCCUCAUGGUUAUUUGGUUUGGGGAUUUGGUACCGGUGUGUUUAUCGAACUUUUUCGUGUUUUUUCACUUGGUUUGUGUUUCUCUCACAUGCUGCAUCUUUUACAGUGACGUCCACACAAAGACUGCAUUAAUAUGCCAUAUACAGCACAGUAAUUUAUUAUUUUAAAGCUAUACUUCUGAAUCUGCUAUUGAGCAUUUGUCAAUGUUUUCAGUGUUAUCUAAGCCAUUUUGGACUAAAUAUGAAUUAAGCACUUGAGCUUCAUGAAAUGCAUCUUGAUGACACAAAAGUAUUACAUGCCGGAGUUUAAAGUCAACAUGAAAUCUAAAUAAAAAAAAUAAAAAAAAGUCUGUAUAAUGUAUGUUUUCAGCUAAAGUCUAGUCUUUAUUCUUGUAUAAAACAUCCAUUUUUUUACCAUCUGAUCAAUUCUGAUCAUAAAAUCAGGUCCCGUUCAUUUUAUUUUCUUGCUGAAUAUCCUAUUUAACUCGGAAAUACUUCCGAUUACAGAACGGGUUGGAAACUGUGUUUCACGUUGACUUUAAUACUCAAGUUUUAUUACACUUCCAUGGGUUAAUAAACGUUCAGAUUGCUUGAGAAUAUGAUAUGAGAAGAGGAGAUGGCACUCAAUUACAUAUAAUAAUGAAAAUGAAGUCUGAAUAUUAUUGCACUUUGAUGCCAGUGUAAUAAAAAUCAAUAAUUUUUUGGAAUAGCUUACCAGAAAUGAAAUUUACUCACCCUCAGGCCAUCCGAUAUACGGAUGAAUUUGUUUCUUCAUCAGAUUUGGAGAAAUGUAGCAUUGCAUCACUUGCUCACCAAUGGAUGUGAAUGGGUGCCGUCAGAAUGAGGUUUAACCUGUCACUUCUGGUCCUUUACAAGUGCUUUAUCCAUAAUAAUGCUUCAUCCAGAGAGUCGUCUCGUCUGAAUCAGGAGAGAAAUAUGCACAAAUCAAGCACCGUUUACAAGCUAUAUCAGAUCAAAACGGUUUAAAUCAAAUGUCUUAAUGAUGGAUUUGUUUCUUACAAAUGCACAGUGUUUCGCUUCACAACAUGUUAACUGAUGGACUGGAGUGGUGUGGAUUACUUGUGCAUUACUGUGAUGUUUUUAUCAGCUGUUUGGACUCUCAUUCUGACGGCACCCAUUCACAUCCAUUGGUGAGCAAGUGAUGUAAUGCUGCUUUUCUCCAAAUCUGUUUUUUGAUGGCAAAACUCAUUUACAUCUUGAAAAGUCUGAGGAUGAGUACAUUUUCAGCUAAUUUUACAUUUCUGGGUGAACUUGAGGUUGCAAACAUUAAUAAACGUUAAUAAACGAUUGCUUGAGAAUACGAAGAUGGCACUCGAUUACAUAUAAACAUGAAAAUGAAGUCUGAAUAUUGUUGCACUCUGAUGCCAGUGUAAUAAAAAUCAAUAAUUUUAUGGAAUAGCUUACCAGAAAUGAAAAUUUACUCACCCUCGGGCCAUCCAAGAUGCAGAUGAGUUUGUUUUCCUCAUCAGAUUUGGAAAAAUGUAGCAUUGCAUCACUUGCUCACCAAUGGAUGUGAAUGGGUGCCGUCAGAAUGAGGUUUAAACUGUCACUUCUGGUUAAAACAAAACCCUUUAUCCAUAAUAACACUUCCUCCAGAGGUCAUCUCGUCUGAAUCAGGAGAGAAAUAUGCACAAGCAAACUGUUUACAAGCAAAAUCAGACCAAAACAGUUCUAAACAAAUAUGUCACUAAUGAUGAUAAAAAUGUCCUAAUGAUGGAUUUGUUUCUUACAAACGCACAGUUUUUCACUUCACAAGAUGUUAACUCAUGGACAGGAGUGGUAUGGAUUACUUGUGGAUUCUUGUAAUGUUUUUGUCAGCAGUUUGGACUCUCAUUCUGACGGCACCCAUUCACAUCCAUUGGUGAGCAAGUGAUGUAAUGCUGCGUUUCUCCAAAUCUGUUUUGAUGACAAAACUCAUUUGCAUCUUGAAAAGUCUGAGGGUGAGUACAUUCAGCAAAUUUUCAUUUCUGGGUGAACUUGAGGUUGCACAGCUCAACAUGUUUUCAAUUCCUUGUUUUUGCACAGACUUUGAGAAACUUCAUACUGUCACAUAUGAAUAGUAAAUAUAGGCAUUGUGUAUCUUUACUUUUAAAAUGGUGUAGCACAUUUUUAUGCUUUGUUCACAUCUUUAAGUAUUUCACAAUUAAGAUGUAUUCGACAUGCACAAAUUGUACGUUCACAUUCAUUUUCCAAAUGCUCGAAAUGUUACCAAGGACAUUUGCUUUCUCUGAACAGGUCUGAAUGAUUCCUGUGUAUAUUUUAUUUACGUUUGUUUCUGGUAGCUUUUGGCAUUUUGAUAAUAAUGUUCUUCAAAACACUCGCUUUAUUCUUCAUUUCUGCAGUACUCCGGUACUGUUUUUCUCUCUCUCUCUUGAUGUAUGAGAAGUUUGUCCUUGUCGACUGGAUCUUUUUGCUUCACAGCAAGUCAUAUGCAUUACUAAGUAGUAUCCAUUUCUUCCUGAAACAUUACUGAAGAUUCAUUACUGUCUACCUCUAAUAUGAACAGCUUAGCCAUCAUCACCUCUUCCCAUGUAGAUCCCCACAGGUUUGUCUCUUGGUAAACUAACCUGCAGUGAAUCCCUAAACCAUAUCUGUGUGUCAGUGUGACUUUACAUCAUUUCUACCCUGUUCACCAUGAAAAAAAAAGACUUUUAAUUGCCAAUCAGUGCUCAUUUCUCUACCAUUUCUGUGUGAAUUUCUGCCGCCUAAUUGAGAAGUCGCUAAUGCUUUUUAUGUCCUGAAAAAUGGAUCAAAGGUCUACAGUCUCUUGGUGCAAGAGAGCCCAGUAUUAUACCGUCAGUUAUAUUUGACUUUCCAUUCAAAUAAAGAACAAUUUUGUAUUUAAAUCAUGUUGUGAUUAUUAC